AUGGGCGCGUACGUGUCAAUCGACGACUGCCGAUUCCACUACAACAGGAAUAUCAACUGCACAUACUACUUCGCUUCCCCGGACCGGGACACUCAUAUGGUUGGCGGCUUUGGGAGGCAUCAAGUCCCGACCGACGCAGAUAUUGCCGGCAUUGGCAUCGUAUACACUUUCAUUGGCGUGACAUCGUUCGCACUCGCCUUGAGCAUAUAUCAUGUGUGUCAACUUCACACCAGCGAAUCCGAGUACCGGAAGAGCCAACGCGGCUGCGGCCUCAGCGUUUCCAUCAUCUGCGAGACGCUCGUCAUGGCCUGUAGCGACCAGCAAGUGUUCACGGGGGGCGCGUAUGCCGUCACGCUGAGAUAUUGGAAAGGAUGCGAGGUCACCGCUUACCACUACAACAUCAUCUCCAACAUGAUGAUCCUCACCUGCGCCACGCACCUCAUGUCCGUCACCAUCCUAGCCAUCCUGCGCAUCCUGAUCGUCACCGGCCUGUUCACCGUCACCGGCAUCUUCCUCUCGAGCCAGAACGCACAAACCACAUCCGUCCUCCUGCCCUUUCCCAGCGCGAUCCCCCCGGACAACCAGAUUGAAAACGUCAUGUUCCUGCCGGCGGCGUGCUUCCAGAGCAACAAUUCGCUCCUCAUAUCAACGCUAGACGACUCGACGUCCUCGCCGGAGCAGUCGAAAAAGACGCUCAUCUACAGCCAGCCGGGCAACCCCAUCCAGGGCUGGAACCUAUUCCUCAUAAUCCUGUUCUGCUACUGCGCCGCCUUCAUCGUCGACGUCGUGCGCUUCUUCCGCCGCGGCAUCGGCAAGGAGCCGCGCGGGUGGCGCGGCAACUUCGCCGCCAAGCACCCGCGCUUCUGCGCCGCGCCGGGCAGGGCCCUGAAGAUGGCGGCCAAGAUCCUCUUCUGCCUGUAUCUCUUCGUCAGCAUCAGCGUCAGCGCGACCGCCGUCAUCUUUUCGGGCCUAUACAUCAACGGCCUGCGCUCGUGGGCCAAGAAUACGGGCUGGUUGGAGGUGAGCGAGGGUGGGCAGAGUGCCGAGGACGAUGCCACGUCGUUCGGCCAGCUGGUUCCAAUCUUUUUGUGUCUGUUGAUUCUGUUUGGCUUCGCGCAGACCCUCAGCGACAUGAACAAGAGAUACAGCGAAAAAAUGUACAGCGAAGAUGGCACCGUCACCUACGACCCCAGCAGCAGCAGCAAGAUCAUGCUCCCGACACCGACACCCGGGAAGGAAGGCAUGCACGGCGGCAGCACUCCGCCGGUCCGGCCGGGCCCAUACCCCCACCAGCAGAGCCCGUACCCCCACCAGCAGAGCCCGCGCCCCCAACACAGUCCGAAUCCGCAGCAACAACCGUCGAGCUAUUCCUUCAUGAACGCAAAUCACAGCCCUCAAGUCGGCACUCCGCAGUCGCAUGACCAUCAGAGCCCGCACAUCCAUCAGAGCCCGCACCUCCAUCAGAGUCCGCACCUCCAGCAGAGCCCGCACCUCCAGCAGAGCCCGCACCUCCAGCAGAGCCCCAAACCGCAACAGAGCCCACACCCCUGGCAGAGUCCCAAUCCAGAGCAACAGCCGUCAAACCAUUUUGUCAUCAAUGGAAAUCACAGCCCUCUGGUCGGCACUCCGCACCAUCACAGUCCCAAUCCGCAGGACAACUCAAGAUCCCUACGGAGCUCACGUCAUUAA
This is a messenger RNA of Lasiosphaeria miniovina, 1689 nucleotides long. RefSeq lists its product as uncharacterized. The coding region runs from base 1 to 1689 and encodes 562 amino acids. The transcript is spliced from 7 exons. The record is from RefSeq and is a predicted model, not a curated record. NCBI's taxonomy places the organism in Eukaryota, Fungi, Ascomycota, Sordariomycetes, Sordariales, Lasiosphaeriaceae.